This is a messenger RNA of Spodoptera litura, 3211 nucleotides long. RefSeq lists its product as uncharacterized. The record is from RefSeq and is a predicted model, not a curated record. Lineage: Eukaryota; Metazoa; Arthropoda; Insecta; Lepidoptera; Noctuidae. Gene Ontology annotation, cellular component: nucleus.
UGGCCUAUGGUAUGGUCUAUGGUUAUUGUUGUUUUGGGGGCUGGAUUACAAUUUAGAAUAAGUAUUGAUAGAGUAAAUUUAACUAUUGGUUAGAUCUAUCAUGUGUGCUGCGGUUGCGAAAAUGGAUUCCAACUUGACAAGUAUGUGGGUAAACUUCUUCACGGCGGCUGGUAUUCCGUCGGACGUGUCUGCAACAUACGCCCUCACGUUUACGGAGAACCGCAUCCAGAGUGACAUGCUCCUGGAUCUCAACAAGGAGUACUUGCGAGACAUGGGGAUUUCUAGAAUGGGAGAUGUUAUCGCCAUAUUGAGGCAUGCCAAACAAGUACAUGAGAACACUGCCAGAGACCGCGUGCUGAGCUCGGCAGUGCCCACCAAAGUCCCUAUUGCUGCAGUAACCGGGCGCACUACUGUGUCAUCACAACCUUCCUCACCGGCCAGCCGGAUAUUGGAGCACUACACGCGCAAUCCACAAGUGCAGGACUCUCCUAGUCCCACGUCGCAACUAAAAAGAAAGGCUCUGGACAUUGGGAAUGACGACAUUAAUCUGAAGAAGUCGCGGCUGAUACGUUUCGCUCCCACACAGCAAACAGUAGUUAAAGAAGGUCCUUCUAAAACAGUGUUCGCUCGACUAGGUAGCUCUGAGUCGGGGAAGGUGUCGCCAGUUACUACAAAAGCAUCGGUCAAGCCAAUCUAUGCUCGGCUCGGUUCAAAAGCCGACAAAGAAGAGGACGAGCAAGCUAUACCGAUCGAGAAGGAUGCGCUCAAAUACGCAGGCAUACUCAAGAAUACAGUUGAUGUCUCUAAAAAGGUUUUCACAGUCACUACAUCAAAGAAUAACGUUAGGAAAAUAGCAGUCGGUACUAUGCGGGCUGACGAGGCUCCAGUUAGUGUGAAAACAAAACUGGCUAAACCCAAAUCAGUCAAGUUCUCAAACCACAUUCAGUAUAAAGAAAUAGAUCCUGUUCAGCUCAAUCAGAAGGCUGUGACUCAGAAAGCAGCGCCGAGUCCUGUGCAGAAGUUCACACCAGUGUUCAAUAAACCUGAGAGGAGACUGUCCAUGCCACCCAUAGCCAACAAUGGAAUUAAGGCUAGGCUAGGACAAAAGAACACAAACAACUUGACAAUAACUAGGAAUGUUUUCAAUAGACUGGGUGUUUGAUUUAGGAGAUACUUGAAUGUGAUUGUCUGGCAUACAUAUUCUGUGAGUGCAGUACAUGUGUGAUACUGACGCGGUGAAUAUUUCGCCGUGAAGCGCACUAUGUGAAUGUUGUUUAAUUGUUGUACAGACAAUUUAUUCGAUUUAAUUGUGUUGUGUUUGUGUGAAAUCAGUUUGUUUGUAUGUACAUAUACGACAUUUCGGGUCGCUUAACAUCAUGCGUUGACGCAUAUAAUAAGUUAUCCACACAAUAUUGUCGCGUAUUUAUAUUGUAAUGUCACUAUCUCACGCAUUUACUACAGUAAACCUUAUCAUAACUAAUUUCAAAAAUUAUUAAAAAAGAUGUACGCAAUGAACUACAAAGUAUGUGUAGAAACACCCAGGUAGCAAGAAGUGUUCAACCGCCUGGCGAGUGAAGAGUAUCCCUUUCUUGUUAAUGAUGAAGUGAAUGAUUGAUGAUUAAAGGCGGUACAUAGUAGUAAGAUAAUACUGUCUGGUUAUCUGAAUACUUUAUUAAAGAAAUAACUGAUCAUUAACGUAAGAUGUCAUGUCAUCAAUCAUUGCACAUUAAGAAUCUCUUUCAUCCAUUUGGUUUCGGUACAAACAACACAACUUUUGUAUAUUUUAAUUUCCUUGUUGACUAUUACUAUAUGUGAUGUAUAUUUUUCUACUAUGUGGACAAUUUCAAUAUUGCGGUAUCAUGGUGCUAAACUUAAGGGCAAUCGUUUGUUGACAAAUAAGUAUAAAAUAUCUUUGACAACAUUGUUGUAUAUUUUUCAUUACACUUUGACAUUUUUUUAUUCUAUAAAAUUGCUCUCGGUACACGGUGAUCAGAGUUUAGAUAAGUAUUUAAGUUUUAUACUCAGGUCAAGAAUUAGACUAAAAUGUUCAGAAUGUAAAUUAUUAACUUGUAAAAUAACUAGCGCUAGAUAUGCUUUAAUUUUAAAUAUACGGCUUGCGUUACGUUCUGACUUGAGUAGGCGAUUGACGGCCGAAAGUAAUAACCAAUAUUAAUCAAAAAGAUAUCUGGAUAGAUCUAAGUUUUUAAUAGAAGCUCCAUACAACUAAUUAAAUAACUACACGGUCGCGCACCGCGCAGCGCCGCGCGUGUAUGCGUGUUUGAACGUUACUUUUAAGUAUCUGUUGAAUGCGCCCUCACGCGUUCAGGCAGAGCACGGAGACACGAGUCAGAGCCGUCGCGAAUUAUGCCGCUAAUAUAUUGGCCGCGACUCGUCAACCGAGUGUCGUGGACCCGAGUGCGCCAGGAGCCAAUCGGUUUUAUACAUUUAUUAUAGUUAGAGCCACACUUGUAUAAUGUCGCGUGGCGUGGGUCGCCAAAUGCUUACAGCUGAUUGGUCGCAACUGCGCCAUUGUCUACCUUUAUCUACAAAAUUCGCACGUGGGUGCGGUAAAAACUCGCACAGUGACGCAGACAUACGUCCCCUGACAUGCAUGUACGUUGCAGGUGUCGCCACUUGUCACGCAACAUGCAGCGGGCUGCGGGACUCUCGCCGUUGUAGAUCUUUUCUCGAAUAAUUCACGUGCGUGAGGCAUAACAUUUUAAUGAAUAAUAUAAUAUAAUUACUAUUUUCUAUGUGCCUAGGUAUGUAAAUUUGAAAUUAAAUAAUUUAUUUAACAUUUGAAGCUUUUCAUUUAAAGAUAGUCAUAACAAAAUACAACGGCUGAAAAGACAGAUAGAGCCAUGGAGGUGUUAAUCCCAUACUAGAUUCUGCCAGCGGCUUCACCAACGUACCCGGGAUAAAAACUACUCGAUGUGUUAUUCAAGAAUUCACUCCGUCUCUAUAUUUCAUCCAAAACCGUAGACAAUGCGUGAAAGAAUAACAAAGGUAAACAAAUCUGUCCGUCAUCCACCCUACUCACCAGACCUUGCGCCUACAGACUACUACUUUUUCCAGAAUUUAGAUAACUACUUGGCGGGAAUAAAAUUCAAUGCCCGAGAGACGGGUCAAAAUGCCAUUAAAGAAUUUGUUGCCUCCUCUCCAGCUGAUUUCUUUAAGAACAAACUGCGCGCAGAAUGCGGUGCGCCGUACG